UUCGCAUUCCAUGUCGCUGGCAGUCUGCGGAGCGAUUUCUAUCAGUGUCGGGAACGUCACGCGUUAAUCCUGCGCACCAUCGAUCCGAGCGACGAUGUCGAAUCAGUCGAACGUAUCGCGCGAAUCCUGUUGAUUUUCCCCGACGAGAUGAUCCCGCGCGUAUACGCCAACUUCGACAUAGCGCGUACAUUUCUCCGCGUUCCCAUCCGCGACGCAUCGCCACGCACUAUUAUUGAUCUCUUCGCGAACGGAGAGGCUCGGCGCCAUUGAAUUAGCCGGCCGAGACGACAUCUAUUUUUCUCGAUGUAUAGAGCCACCCUCAUGGAAACAAUAUACCUGUUCAAGGAUGCGACGGCUCCUCGUCGUUGGCCUCCUAUAUCGAUUGUACCUGCGGCUUCGGCGCGCCAUUCUUCGUAUGGUCACGUGGAAAACGCGCCUAAUUACAUAACACGAAGCAGACAAUGCUUGUGCCACACCCCCUUCUUCCGUGCUCCUGUCGGGAGUCUCUGCAAGUCGCAAAUUUAUUUCAAUCACCUUCUCGACGUUCGAUCUGAUCAUUAUGCUCGUGCUACCGCAAAUUGAAAUUGUACGCACGCAAGCGACACAGUGUGCAUACAGUUGUAUAUCUGAUGGCUUGGUGACUGAUAAGCGCUCUGAUAGCAGGUGGUUGUUUGGAGAGAAUCGACUUCUGCAUCUAGCAAGAUUAAUGCGUUAUUAUAGUUGUUCACUGUGUUGUAUCGUAUGAACACAAGUUGACUUUAAUUAGAGAUAUUUCAUACAUACCUUGCUGUUUCAGUGUUUCUGAAUCUUGGAUACACAAAGUUGCAAAUGUGUAUUAAAAAUUUAGUUACAAAACACAUUACUCAAGAUGACAGAAUACUGGCUGAUAUCAGCACCGGGUGACAAAACCUGUCAACAGACAUGGGAAACUAUGAACAAUUUAACAUCCAAGCAACACUCAUUGUCAGUAAACUACAAAUUUCAUAUCCCAGACCUGAAGGUUGGGACAUUGGAUCAACUAGUUGGCCUGUCAGAUGAUCUCGGCAAGCUUGAUGCAUUUGUGGAACAAGUAACACGUAAGGUGGCAACGUAUCUGGGAGAGGUUCUGGAAGACCAGAGGGACAAGCUGCAUGAAAACCUGAUGGCUAACAACAGUCAGACAUCAGUGGAGGGUGAGAGCUCGAGCCCCGAAGGGGGUCCGGACACCCCGCCAAAUACUCCCGUCACACCAUCACACAAGACUACGACGGGGCAUCACAGGCAGUGGAGGGAAUUGGAGAAGUCCGAGCCAGAGCCGGCCGCCUGUUUAGGUCAGCAUCAUCACCAACGUCAUCAUUACCACGACCACGACCACGACCACGACCAUGACCAUGACCACCACCACCAUCACUACCAUCAUCACCACCACUACCAUCACCACCACCAUCAUCCUAAUCAUCACCAUCAUCAUCAUAACUCCCAUAAGCAGCAUCACAGUCAUUUCCCCGCGUUCGAAAAGAAGCUGUCGUACGAUCUCCAGGGCAUCUGCGAUGUCAAAGCGCCCAGCUAUCCCUCGUCGAUAUAUUCAUGCUACCAUGCUCAUUGGUGCAUUGCUUCUACACCCUCAACGCCACCCUCGAGUCCCGUUCCCGCGAGUCCGACCCCUUCCCACUCAUCGAACUGUAGCAGCGAAGGAGAGUCCGGAUGGCAGCAGCCGUCGCGUCCUCGGGCUGCUGAGAAACCAAAUCGAUCCACGCGCAAAUCGCUCGGCGAUGAUGGUGAUGAUGAUAACGACGACGAUGACGAUGUGGACCAAAACAACGACCAAGACCAAGACCAUAGUGGCAAUUUGCCGAAUCCAGGUGAUCUGCCAUCAUAUAUAACUCGAUUCCAGUGGGACAUGGCUAAAUACCCCAUCAAACAGUCUCUAAGAAAUAUCGCAGAUAUUAUCAGUAAGCAAGUGGGGCAAAUCGAUGCUGAUCUGAAGACUAAGUCCACGAUAUAUAACAAUUUGAAAGGCAGCUUACAAAAUCUUGAAAAGAAACAGACGGGAAGUUUAUUAACGCGAAAUUUAGCAGACCUAGUAAAAAAGGAACAUUUUAUUCUGGACAGUGAAUAUUUAUCUACUUUACUUGUGAUCGUACCGAAGUCUAACUUCCAGGAUUGGUACAGCGGUUAUGAAAAAUUGACGGAUAUGAUCGUGCCGCGUACUACGCAGCUCAUCACUCAAGAUUCGGAGUAUGGAUUGUUUACGGUGACUUUGUUUAAGAAAGUCAUUGACGAAUUCAAGUUGCACGCUCGUGAAAAGAAAUUUAUCGUACGGGAUUUUACGUAUAAUGAGGAGGAGUUGGCAGCAGGAAAAAAUGAAAUCACAAAGUUAGUGACUGAUAAAAAGAAACAAUUUGGUCCUCUUGUGCGUUGGCUGAAAGUAAACUUCAGUGAGUGCUUUUGCGCUUGGAUCCAUGUUAAAGCUCUGCGUGUAUUUGUUGAAUCUGUUCUUAGAUACGGCUUACCCGUCAAUUUCCAAGCAAUACUGUUGCAUCCGCAUAAGAAAUGUGCGAGACGAUUGCGUGAUGUUCUAAAUCAGCUUUAUGCUCAUCUAGACUCAUCUGCCACAGCUUCGACAGCUGCGCAACACAAUCAGGAUAAUGUAGAUAUACCGGGACUGGGUUUUGGUCAGAGUGAUUAUUUUCCAUACGUCUAUUACAAGAUCAAUGUGGGUAUGGUCGACAAUAAGGUCUAAUCGCCAAAGUCCAUUUUACUUCUCAGAAAAGUCGCACUUCCCAUUUUAUUUGUGUCUGAAUGACAUAAUUCUUAUUACAUCAGGAAUUUGGUGGCAGGUGCGUACGAGUUUUUCGCCUGUGUAUAUUUGUGUAUGAGAAAAAACGCUGCAUUUUUCGAAAAUACUUUCGGAUUUUUUCUUAGUCUUUAUGUUAUAAUCACACAAUCGAUUCACGUUGGAGUUAUUAAUAGCCACAUGGUUCUCCUCGAAAAUCGUUAUUUUUUUAAGCCAAUAAACGUGAAAUCCUGUAUAAACUGUAAUAUUACUCUGAACUGUGCAUAAUAGUUCGUGCAUUCCCUUAUACAUAUUUCCCUUAUGUAUUAAAAAAAGAAAAGAGAACGAAAUUAUGUAUAAUAACAGAGAUUAAAGUCUUAAGCAAUCUUUGUCACAGUUAUAUAUUUUUGAUUAUGUAGUCAUCGUCUAAUAUCUGCAACCGCAAUUUGUUGAAUUUCGUUAAUUUACUUGUUGAUUUUUUGAAAAUUCUGUAGUUGGGGAAAUUGCGCAAUUUAUUUUAUAUAAAGUAACACGAUGUAUGACAACAUUGACAUGCGUAUUAUUUUCAAGUGGAGCAGCAACUCUACCUGUUGAUUGAUUCAUUGUAUACAAAAAAUUGAAACGCCUGUCUUUACAUUAACGUGUAAGAGAAUUAGAUUUAUGCAAAAGAUCUAUAUACCUUGUUUUAUAUAUAUAUAUAUAUAUAUAAAGAAAGACGUUCACACUGAGUAUGUCGUACAUUUAAUAACAAAAUGAAUGUUAUUCGCAAUUUAGGAAAGUGAAUCUAGCGGUAAGAUAGAUCCGCGAUAUUAAAUGAAAAUGACAUAUUGAUAAUAACAAGUCGGAUAAUGCCAUCAGUGCGACUGUCAUCUUUUCGAUAAAAAUGUUACGACACUAUUAUUGCUUUAUCUAUACAUGUUUAACGACGAUUGUCGUACUCAGUACGUGUCAUUGCGCAGCUAUUUGAUGACAUGAUUAUAUCUGAACCUAUAAUCAUCAGUAAGUGUGUAUUAAACACAGCCCUGGAAGUUUUCGUGUCAAUGAAACUGUCUAUUAAAAUCUUACUGUUGAAUACUGAGGUAAAUUUUGUCAUGCAUUCUUAUAACAUCUCAUUAUAUCGAAUAUUUGAUAACUACGAAAGAAAAAAAAAACAUUUUUUUUUCACAUGUUCAUGACGUAUAUGCAGGUAGAUUUACAGAAUUAUUUAUAUGUAUAGAAAAUCGAUCAUAUUAUAUUAUUGUUCAGCGUUUAAGAAUUUCGAUAUUGAACGUAUAUGUUACAAUUAUCAAUUAAUGACCAAAUUUCAGUAAACUGAAAUAGCAAAUUUAUUGAAAACAUGUGAUUAUCAAGAAUAUUGUAUGCUUGAUAAAUUGACCGAGUUUCUGUUUCUCUAGAACUUAAUUCCCAGGAAAACAAUACUGAUCAUUAAGUAUUAAGAAAUAUAGAACGAAAGAUAUUUGUUAUUGAUUGCAAUCAACCAUAGGAAUAUAGUAAUUGCGUUUUUUUUUCUUUUUUUUUUUCGUUUAUUCUCAUUCGACCUGUAAAUUUAAUUUACCUACUUAUAACCGAUAUUGUAAACUGAUAAUGUUAUAAACUGCACAAAGUGAAUUUUUCAAAUAUCAUGUACAUUAUGAUAUGUUAUAAAACUGUAAUACAAAGAUAUGUUCGUUGAAAACAAAUCAUGUUGUUAAAACAAGCCUAAAUUCUCACGUUGUUGAUCAUAGUGUAAAUUGCUUGUAUAUAAGAAAGUUCUAUGUAUGACAUAGUAUUAUAUACUAUCGGAUUAUCGUACAUUACAUUUUGAGUUGCAAAGCUAUGCAGGUUAAUGUAUGUUUUAAUUAAGCAUAAAUUUAGCAGAAAUUAAUGAUAAUACCGAUCAUACGCUGUUUUUGCCUCUUAAAUCCACAAA
Molecule: messenger RNA, 4664 nt
Organism: Harpegnathos saltator (Jerdon's jumping ant)
Lineage: Eukaryota; Metazoa; Arthropoda; Insecta; Hymenoptera; Formicidae
Gene: Vha44
Product: V-type proton ATPase subunit Vha44
Exons: 9
Coding region: 869-2722 (617 amino acids)
Biological process (GO): proton transmembrane transport
Cellular component (GO): lysosomal membrane; vacuolar proton-transporting V-type ATPase, V1 domain
Molecular function (GO): proton-transporting ATPase activity, rotational mechanism
Source: RefSeq, a predicted model, not a curated record